AUGCAUCCACAGCCCAUUUCAACUGCAGGAGCGGCUGGAGAUUGGAAUGGAAAUGAAGCUGAACCAGACAUUGUUGAGAUAAAUAAAGAUCUGAAUCUACGUGAUGGAGACAUACAAGUGAUAACUGGCCAUGACAGGAACAUUGUUCUGGAAGAGCAGAGGAUAUGGGAGAUACCGGUCCCAUAUGUGCUGGAUGAGAGCCUCGACUUAAAUGCCAGGGGAGUUGUUCUACGGGCUUUUGACCAAAUACGGCUGAAAACAUGCAUCGACUUCAAACCCUGGGAAGACGAACCAAACUACAUCGUGGUCAUCAGGGACGAGGGAUGUUGGUCAUAUGUCGGGAAUCAACGUCAAGGCAACCAAAGUCUCUCUAUUGGAGAAUGGUGUGAUCACCUCGCCAUUGUGGAGCAUGAGUUCCUUCAUGCAUUGGGCUUCUGGCAUGAACAGUCAAGAUAUGACAGAGAUGAGUACAUCACCAUAGUCUGGGAAAACGUGGAAGAAGGAAAGGAACACAAUUUCUUGAAACACAGUGCAAAUCAUACAACCACAUUUGGAACGCCGUAUGAUUACGCCUCUGUGAUGCACUAUGGAAAAGAUGCCUUCUCGAAUGGCAACGGGUCCACCAUCAUCGCUAACCAACCGGAGUACCAAGACGUGAUUGGUCAGCGUCUAGAAAUGAGCUCCAAUGAUGUACGGAAACUCCAACAGCUUUACAACUGCACAUCUGCCGUCACCUUUCUGAUGUCGUGCAGCUUUGAGGACGAGAGGAUGUGUGAUGUGAUUGUUUGUGCUGCAGGGAACAGCAGCUGGGAGAGAGUCGGCAGCACCAUCGCCGGGCCGUUCUCCGACCACACCAGCCUGAGUGCACAGGGAGGUAAGGACCCGCAGGACCUCAGCUCCUUCAUGCACUGCACCACAUCUUAUGGAAAAGAGGGAGAUGGCGCCAAAAUGCAGAGCAGGAAAAUGAAUCCAAGGAGGCCACUUCAGUGUCUCCAGUUUUUCUAUUUUCACAGUGGCAGUGACAGAGACCAGCUCAACAUCUGGAUCAGAGAGUACGACAGGGAUGCUCAGGAAAGCACCUAUUUAAUGGGACAGAUCACAGGUCCACCAACAUCCCACUGGCAGCUCCAUCACAUUCCUCUCAAUGCCACCAGGCCCUUCCAGGUGGAGUUCGAGGUUCGUAAAGGAGCAGGGAACUCCUCUGGGGGGUUUUCGGUCGAUGACGUCAGCCUGUUUGAAGCUGAGUGUCCACAUCAUAUCUGGCACAUUCCCAAUUUUGACCACUUUCUGAUAGACAGCAGCAUCGGAACAAGCUUACUGAGCCCACACUUCUUAACCAGACAGGGCUACGGCCUCCAGCUCCUGCUGUAUCGCUACCCCGACCACUUCGGUAUUUUCUUUCGGCUGGUGUCCACAGAUAACGAUGAGCAGCUCCAGUGGCCGUGUGCGGGGAGACAGAUGACCGCCUCAUUGCUGGACCAGAGUCCCCACGUCCAGCAGCGGAUGUCCAAGCAAAUAAGCAUCACAACCAAUUCAGAGAGCACGUUCAGUGGAGAUAAUGGCGAGACACUUCAAUACUGGGAUAACCCCAGGAAGGUGGGGCAUCUCAUCAACGACACCAACGGAGAGUCGUACUAUGCUGGUCCGAACCUCGGCUACAGGACUUUCCUGUCUUCCAAUGCAUUUUGUCCUUCCACAGGAACCAUGAUUCCCAUGGUGACAGCCUCACUGGCCCUGAUGGCAGGAACCCUCCGCUUGACGACCUGA
This is a messenger RNA of Limanda limanda (common dab), 1767 nucleotides long. Its product is annotated as meprin A subunit beta-like. NCBI's taxonomy places the organism in Eukaryota, Metazoa, Chordata, Actinopteri, Pleuronectiformes, Pleuronectidae. Gene Ontology annotation, molecular function: metalloendopeptidase activity; protein binding; zinc ion binding. The record is from RefSeq and is a predicted model, not a curated record. Gene Ontology annotation, biological process: proteolysis. The coding region runs from base 1 to 1767 and encodes 588 amino acids. Gene Ontology annotation, cellular component: membrane. The transcript is spliced from 12 exons.